AUGGGCCUGGGCCAGCAUGAUCUCAGUGGUCUCAGUGGUCUCAGUGACCUACUGCCGCGGCCGGGGCCGAGGCGGCCGCCCACAUCUUUCUAUGUCGACUGUCGCCUCUACCGGCCCACCCAGGAGGAGGCCGAGUACGCGCGUCGAUCCUUAGCUGCGGACGAAAUGCUGGAAGUCCCGUCCGACCCACCGCCGACACCGAAGGCCAUACCUCCCAAACCGAAGGGCCUCCUUGGCAAGGGCCUUGCCAUGGCCAAAGACUUUGCCAUGCAGGCGGUUUCCGAGUACUUUGGAAGUGCUGGUGGCAAGGGGGAUCCGGAUGUUGAGAGGCAGUGUGCCGAACUCUACGGCCUCUUCCAGCGGAAGAAUCUCAUGGAAGCUCGCACCGACGCCAUGCUCAGAGUCAACAGAGGCAUGCCAAAGAGCCUUGCCAACCUCGAGGGUGACAAGGCUCCAGGCGGCCUGUUCAUCCAGCACACGGCUUCGCAUCAGUGGUAUCACUGCUUUAUCUUGGGCAAGAAGGAGGAUGCUCAGCUACAGUGCGUGGCGAUGGAGCCCGACAAGAAGUUCGCCAAAUACAAGGUCUGUGGUGCGCAAGCGUCACCGCCUUGGAGCUUCACAGGUGACUUCCGGCACAUCUUCACCAUCAUUCGUCCCUAG
Messenger RNA from Symbiodinium natans, 660 nucleotides. The record is from the annotation of a GenBank genome assembly. Lineage: Eukaryota; Dinophyceae; Suessiales; Symbiodiniaceae.